AUGGAAGAAGAAAAAUUAUCAGACCGAUAUGUAAGUUUCCAGAAUAAUCCUAAACAAUUAAAUCCUUCAAAAAAGUUUUUUGAAUGGAUCUUUAAUUAUCCUCUUUUUAAUGAAUUUAGAAAUAGCAGUGUGUCUAAUCAUUUCAGUAGUUUAUGCAUAAAUGAGGGGGAACCCAUAAUUGAAAAAACGAAAACUAUCUUGAAGAGGAAAAAUUACAAGAAAGAGAGUCUCCAUUUUAAUAUUAAACAACAAGAUGUUUCGCCGAAGGUAUUAAUGAAAUACGAAAUAAAUAAGAACGAUUACAGUUUGAUAAAUAAGAAUAAGUUUUAUGUCAACAUUAUUAAAAAGAGCGAGAAAAUUUACAAGUGCUAUGAAAAUGUUAUAAAGGAAGAAAAGAAAAAAAAACGUGUUUUUGAAAAGAUUAAGGAAAAAUAUUUGUUCAGAAAAAAAAAACAAGAUCUAAUAAAUUAUGUACAUACGCCACCGAACCAUAUAGAUACUAAUGUAAAUAAAAAAAGAGAUACUAUAUCUAAAGAAGCAUUCAAUCCUUUUUUUAAUUUUUUUGAAAAUGAAAAAAAUAAAAAUAUAUAUCACAGCAACAUUAACUUUACUUUGAAAACGCAUAUACAAUUCAACAAGUACUUUUAUAAAUUGAUUAUCAAUAAGCUUAAUUAUUAUAAAAUAAAGAAGGAUCUAUAUAUUAAUAUUGUUAAUAUUGUUAAUGAAAUAUCAAAGUAUUAUCCUACAUAUGGUUAUGACAUAUUAAACAAUAUAAAGAUUAAAUACUUCCCCUAUAAAAAUAUAAACCACAGCUUUUAUAUAUACGGACUUGUUUUUAGCAAUAGCUCCAUUUAUUUUGACGAUUUAGAAAUUAAGAACCCAAAAAUAUUACUAUUAAAUGCCGAACGUAAAAUAAAAUAUGAUGUUUUAGAAAGUCAUUUUAACCACAAUUCUAAUUAUACUUAUAUGUUUUGGAAGAAUCUAAGCAAUAAAAAUAUAAAUAUCAUACUAGUAUAUGGUGAAUUAGAUUAUUAUAUUAAAAAGUUACUUCUUAGUAAGAAAAUAUAUUUUUUUACGAGCAUAAAAAAAAAAAAUAUGAGUCGUUUAUCAAACUUAUUAUGUAAAAACAUUUUGAAUUAUGAGAAUAUAAAAAAUUUUGACUUGAGUUAUAUUGCUCGAGCUAAUUAUUUUAAAAUUCAAAAAUAUAAGAAAAAUGUAAAAAAUAUUUUUCUAUGUUGUAAUAAUAAUUUUUUAACGAUAUGUAUAUUUGGCAAACAAGAUAUUAGUGAUAAUAAUAUAACAAGUGAGAUAAUAAAAAAUAAAAGAAAAGGGAAUAAUAACAAUGAGUAUUAUAUGGAUGGUUGUGAGAAUAAUAAUUAUGAUAAUAUAUGUUCAAUAAAUGAAAAGAAUACAUAUGUGUAUUUUGAAAAUAUGCAUAAUAAUGUUGAUGUGUUAUUAAAGAAAGAAAUCGAAAAAGAAAAUAUAUUAGAUAAUUUUAUAAAUAUAUAUUAUAAAAAUAAGAAGGAUGAUUAUAUUAUAGAUUAUUAUUUUAUAAAUAAAGAAAAGAAAAUACCUUUAUAUGAAAAAGAAUCUAGUAUACAACCAAAUAAAAAAUGGGUACUUAUAAAUCAUUUAAAAAAUAUAGUUAUAAUUAAAAAGGUAAAAAAAAUUUUACAAUUUUGUAUAUUUUUAACAUUUCAUAUAUAUAAGCAAAUGUAUAUAAAUAAUUAUAUGAAUAGAUCAUUUAUAUGUUUACGAGAAAGAAAUAUAAAGGAAUAUACAAAUGUGUCUAAUGAUACAUAUUAUCAAAAUAUAAAUUUAUUAAUAAUAUCAUCAUCUUUUUUUUUCUAUUACAAUAAUGAAAUAAAAAAAAAUAAUAAUAUGAAGAGAAAAAAGAAAAUCACUCCUAUAAAUCUUAUGUCUAAUUUAUUUCAUUUAAUAAAUAUACCUAACCCUUUAAGACGUGAACGUAUGAAAGCUUUAUAUUCAAUUAUAAAAAGUAAUAGUAUUAUUAAACAACAAAUAUAUAAUAAUUAUGAGCAUUGCUUUUUCAAUAAUUCAGAAAAAAAUAAAAUUAUUAAUAUUGUUAAUUAUUUUCUUUUCAAUAGUUUUAUGAAAAAUUCUGAUAUCAAUUAUGAAUAUUUAUAUUAUUAUUUAAAAAUAAUUAACAGUUUAUAUUUAAAUUAUAAUAACAAAAAUAUUAUUUUUGAUGAUGAAUUAUUCUUAAAUCAAAUGAAAAUAUUUAAUGCACAAUUGACUCCAAAAAAUCAAAUACAUAUAGAAAAAAAAAUGAAUGAAAAAAUAGAAAAUGUAAUAAAACAAAAUAUUCUAUAUUAUUGUUACAAUUUUGAAUCAGCUAAAAAUAUAGAAAUGAUAAUUUAUUUUAUAUGUCCAAAUUAUAUGCAUAUAAAUAAUAUUUACAAUAAUAUAAAUAUGUACAUGUUUGAUAAUCAACAUCAAAGUAGUAAAAGAUUGUUCUACAAUUUCUUUUUUAAUCACAAGUAUGUUUUUGACAUUUCUCUUCAGCAAUUUGUUUAUAUUAUUCAUUCGUUGAGUUCGAAGCUGAUGUGCCCGUUCGAUAUGUGCAAGAAUUAUUUAUGCUAUCAUCAAAUGUGCAUCCAAAUAUUUCUAAGGCGUGUGUUAAUAUUAUUUAAAAAGGAAAAAACUGAAGAAUCAGAAGAAGGUAUAUUUUUAAGAAUAAUAUGUGAAAAAUGUAAUAGUGUUGAAGAAAGGGAUAUGAAUAUAAAUAUAUCAUUUAUUGAAUUUCUAUUAUGUAUAAUUUAUUCAGAGAAUUAUAGAAAUUCUUAUUGUAAUCAUAAUGGUGUAAAUAAUAGUUAUGUAAUAAAUUUUAGAAAUAUAAAAAUAUCUGUUCAUUUGAAUCAAAAUAAUAUAUACAAAAGUAUUGUAAAAAAAAGAAAACGUAUAGCUAGUUUAUAUGAUAAAAAUGAAUAUUUUAUCAAGUAUGAAAAAAAUAAAAAAAAAGAUAAUAAAAAAUAUAAAACAGUUGGAAAUAUAUACAAUUUAAAUAAAUACAAAGGAACAAAUCAUAUAAUAGAUAAUAUAAAAAGAAAUAUUAAAUUAUAUAUUAAAAAAAAUAUAAAAAAUAUAAUAUAUAAUGAUAUAUUUUAUUAUUUUCCAUGUAAAUGCUUAACCAAUAUAUUAAAUACAUAUUUUAAUAAAAAUGAAUUUGAAAAUGAAAAUCUUUAUAGUAACUUUAAUUUAUAUAAUAUAAUAGAAAAUUUCCCUUUUUUUAAUAGUUCAAUGCUACCAUUAUAUUCUUCAUUUAAGUUUUUAAUAUAUAAUUGUGCUAUACAUUAUUACAGGUCUAAAAAUAUAAAUAUGUAUAAAAAUAAAAAAAAACAGGAUAGCAGAAAAAAUAAAGAAAAACUAAAAAAAAUAAAUAAAUAUUACAACAACAAUAAUAAUAGUAAUAAUAAUAAUAAUAAUAAUAAAUAUAUUAAUAAUAUCAAAAAUAUACAAAAUCAAAACCAAAAUCCUAUCAAUUCCUCUUCUCCAUUAUAUUUUAAGAAUAUAUGUGAUAAAUGCAAAUUUAUUAAAAUUAAAAAUUUUUCUGCUUUACUCUUUUUUAAUGUAUUAUUUAUUAUGAAGAGAAUUUUUUAUAAUUUUUAUAUUAUGAUUAAUUUUAUUAUAACAUUAUUAAAUAAAAAUAUGUUUAUUAAAAGAAAUCAGUUCUAUCGUUUAAUCAAAAUGUAUGCAUCCUAUGAUUCAAUGGAAUAUAAUUAUUUAUUAAUUAAAGAGGAAAGAGACAACACAAAUGAAAGAUUUAAAAAUUUGUAUGAAGAAGAUAUGUCAAAAAUAAAUUUGUUAGAAUCUAAUAAUACUACAAAUAUAAUAGACACGAUGAAACAGACAUAUAUACAUUCAAAUAAUAAUACUCAGGAGAUACAUAAAAAUAUUUUAAAUAUAAAUGAUUCAUUAAAUGGUAAGACAUCUACAAUAUUUGAUAAUAAUAAUAAUAAUAAAGCAGAUGUAUUAUAUGAUCAUAUAUAUGAACAUAAUAAUAAUAAUAUUAAAAUAGAUAAAUCUCCAAAUUAUAAUUCUUAUAAUACAAAUAUAAUAAGGGAUGUAUCAUCUAAUAAUAUGAAGAAAACAAAGAAAAUAUUUAUUAAAGAAUAUUUUAUAUAUAAAAGGUUUAAAAAACAAAUGAUUCAAUAUAAGAAAUAUUUAAUAAAUGUGUUUACUAAUUUUUAUUAUUAUGCAAUAAUAGAAUUAAUGUAUAAUAAUAAAUCUUUAUCUUUAGAUAUAGAAAUAUUUUUUUCUCUUUAUAUUAUUAUAAUAGAAAGAAUUAAUCAGAGUAUAUUGAAUGUAAUUGAAAAUAUGGAAAGAUAUAGGAAGAAAGCAAAUAUUGAAAAUUUACAUCUAUUAAUAUCUGAAUCUACAAAAAAAGAAUACCAUAUUCCAAUAUAUUUUUAUGAACAUAUUAAUGAGGAAGGCAAAGAAAUAACACCUAAGGAUAAAAAAGAUAAUAAUAAUACUAUUAAUAUUAAUAUUAAUGGUUUAUUACAAUAUAAUCAAGGUAUAUAUAAUAAUAGGAAUUUUGUUAUGAGAAAUAGAAGAAAAAAAGAAAUUUCAUUAUUAUAUAAUAUUAUGAAUUGUUAUCAUAAUUUUAAUCAUAUUGUGCAUGUGACAAAUGAAAACAAACAGAUAAUAGAUAAUACACAUUCUGAUGUUAAUAAAGAAUAUGAUAUUUUAAAAUUGUAUAUAAAGGAAAGGAAUUAUCUAUAUAAUAUAGAAAGUUGUCGAAAGAAAAAAAUUAUCUAUAUGUAUAAUUUAAAUAAUAAUGACGAAAACGAAACCAGUAAUCAGAAUUUAUUUUAUCAUUAUUUAGGAAGAAUAAUUGAACAGGAUAGAUAUAUAAUAUUUGAGGAUAUGAAAAAAAAAAAAAGAAAAAAAGAAAAAGAAAAAAAAAAUGAAAAAGAGCAAGAACAUAAAGAAGAAGGUACGAGUGGUUGUUAUAUCUUUGUGUUUAAUCCAAAUGAUACAUCAAAUAUAAUAUUUCAUUCGUUAUUAUCUGAUGUAUAUAAGAACAAAUUAAAAGUUCUAUAUGAGAAAGAGAGCCAACAAAAAGGAGAAAAAAUCAAGCAAAAAAAUAAGAAUAAAAAUAAAAAUAAAAAAAAUAACAAUAAUAGUAAUAAUAAUAGUAGUAAUAGCAGCAAUAGUAGUAAUAGUAGUUAUAGUAGUAGUAGUAGUAAUGAUAAUUAUUAUGAUUAUGGUGAUAAUUUAAUUGUUAGCAAGAAAAGAAAUAUUGAAUAUUCAGAAAUCGAAAUAAAGAAUAUAUCAUUUAUUUUAGGUAAUAGGUUAAAUUGUUAUAAUAUAAAUACAUAUAUUAAAAGAUGUAUUAAUAAUUUGUGUGUAAAUUUAAAAAAUGAAGAUAUAGAUUAUUAUAUUAAUUGUAAGAAUGAAGAUAUAUUCACUAUAAAUUUGAAUGAAAAUAUAAGUGUGAAUAUAUACUUUCCUUUACAAUUUCAUUAUCUAAGAAAACUGUUAUGUGAUAAAGAAGAAGAUUUUAUGAAGUCCCUUAAAAAAAGUAAUUUCAUAAAUUUUGAUCAUAAAAAAAGACAUUUUGUUAAAACAUAUGAUGAUAAAUUUAUAAUAAAAGAAAUAAAUAAAUAUGAAUUUAAAUCAUUUAUUAAUAAAUAUAAAGAAUUCUUUCAAUAUUUCUCAGAUAUUGUUUUUAAAAAAAAAAAAUCAUUAUUAUGUUAUAUGUAUGGGUUAUAUCAAGUUGAAAUAAAAAAAAGAAAUAAAAAAAAUAUAAAAACUUAUAUUAUAUUAGAAAAUGUAAAAAUUGAAAAUCCAAAUUCAAAAAUUUUAAUAUUUGAUAUAAAAGGAGCAAGAAAAAAAAAAAAUUUACAAAAAUUAAUUAAACAAAAAAGAAAAAGCAGCUUCCCAUUUUUCUUCUUUGGAAGAAAUGAAAGUUAUUCUUUGAAUACAUGUAAGAUAACAGAAGACAAAUAUAUGUCAGAUGAUUAUUCUUCUGGUAUAUCUGAUAAUUUAAAAACAUUUAGAAAAUAUAUGCAUAGAGAGAAACAUUUAAAAGAUACUAUAUUACAAGAAAGAAAAGAUGAUGAAUGUAGCAUGAUAUAUAAUAAAAAUGCUUAUUUGGAGUUUUUAUCCUUAGAUAAUGCAAAAGAAGUCAAGAAUAAAAUAUCUUCAAAUGUCAAUGAUAUAAGUGAUGAACCUUUAUCGUUUUUACCUAAUUGUGAUUAUAAUAAUUCUGAGGAUUAUUUAGUAGAACUAUUAAAAAAUAAUGAAAUACAACAGGAAGUGCAACAAGAAGAAAAAGAGGAAAUACACCAACAAAUGGAGCAACCAAUAAAAGAAUCAAUAAAACAUCCAACACAACAAUAUUAUAAUAGUAAUGUUAUAAAUGAAGAAGAAUCUAAUAUAGACAUAGGAAAAAAAGAUGAAAGAAGUCCCUGUAUUUUUAUCAAUCGAUUAAACAUUGAAGGGUUAGAAAGAAAACCAAGAGAAGAUAUGAAAAGCAAACAUAAAAAUGAUUACAAUAAUAAUAAUAAUAAUGAAGGUAAAGAUGAUGGAAACGAUAAAACUAAAAGAAAUUUAUUAUCUAAUAGAAAAAAGGUAAAACAAAUUAAUCAAGAAAAGAUUAAUAAGAUGUUUAAACGAAUAAGAAAAAAAAUAAUAAGAGGUAUUAUAAAUGUUUUUAUAAUUCCAAGAAUAGUAAGUCCAAUAAAAUUAUAUAAUAUGACAAUGAAAAAUAAACAAAUAAAGAAGACAAAAAAUAUAUAUAUUUACAAAAAUAAUAAUAGGUUGAAAAACGAUUUAGCCUAUGACAUCGAUGAUAAUAGUAUGCACAGGUGUAAAAAUGAAAAUCUGUUCAUUAAGGAAAUAUUAGAAGACACCAAAAUGUAUAUAUUAUUAAAUAGGAGUAUAUUUAAAAUGAUGAAAAAGAAAAAAAUGUUAAGAGAAGAUUAUAGAAAGAAUAUGAGAAAUGUAUAUUUAUAUGGAACUAUGGUAUCCUUAGAAUAUUUAGGAACAAAAAGAAUUUUGUUACAAAAAAGAAAUAAAAAACUAAAAGAGGAAGAUAUGAAAGAUAUAUAUGUAGAUGAUACAAAUAAUAUGCAUCAUAUGAAUAAUAUGAGAAGUAAUGAUAAUAAAUAUAAAUUAGAAGAAGGAGAUGUUCAUAAUAAUUAUGAAAUAAAUAGAAUUGUUGAUAAUAAAAAAGAGAAUAUGGAAGAUAGUAUGUAUUAUUAUUAUUACUAUUAUCAUUCUUUUAUAGGAAAUGAUGUAGGUAAUAAUAGAAAUGUAGAUAGUAGUUCUAAUUCUAUAGAAAAAUAUAAUAAUUUUACUAUUGAUAAUUAUAAUGCUUUAAAAAAUUAUAAUGUUUUAUUUGAUGAUAACUUUAGGGAUUAUAUAAAAUCUAAAGUUAUAAAUUUAGAAUAUAAUGAUUAUAAAUAUUUAAUGGAUUCAUUAAAUGAAGACACGAACUUUUUAUGUUCUCAAGAUAUUAUGGAUUAUUCUUUGUUGAUACAUAUAGAUAUACAUAAUCAUGAGAUAAUUUUUAAAAUUAUAGAUUACUUAAGACCAUAUACAUGGGAUAAAUCGGUAGAAAAUUUUAGCAAGAGUGUAUUAUAUUUGACAAAAGGAUAUAGACCAACAAUUAUUCAAUCAGAAUAUUAUAAAAAACGAUUUCUUAGUAAUAUAAAAAAAUAUGUAUAUUAUUAUGUACCUAUAUAUUCUUUUAAAAAAAAAGUAGUAUUUAAAUUGUCUCGAGGACAAAAUAGAGAAUUUUCUAUAAUACAAUUAAAUAAGAAAAACCCAUAUCAAAAAUAUUUUUUUUAUAAUUUAUUUUAUUUAAUAUUAAGAUAUUACAAUAAUUUCUAUCUAUAUAAGAAAUAUUAUAUAUCAUCAAAUAUAUCUUAUGAUUUGAAAUAUAAUGAAAAAUGGUAUUAUAUACCUAUAUCAAAAGAUAUAUAUUGUAAAAAGAAUAUAUACAUUUUUUUAAGUUAUUUUAUAAAAGAAUAUUAUAUACAUUAUAUUGAACAAAAUAAUAAAUAUCAGCUUAAUCAUUUCAUGUUAAGUAAUUUAAAAAAUAUUAUGAAAUCAACUAUAUAUGAAAAUGAUAUAAUGAAUAAUACUACUGAUAGCAUAAAUAAUUAUGAGCAUAAAAUAAAAAAAUUAAUAAAAUGUAUAGAUAUAUUUGUAUAUGAAAAAGGAAAUCAUAUAUAUGAUAUAUGUGAUGAAAUAUUUUUAAAUAAUAAUAAAAUAGAUAUGCAAGAAUAUUUAUAUGACCCGAUUAUACCCUAUUGUUCUCACGAAGAAUAUAAUAAUAAUAAUAUAUAUAAUAUUAAUAAUAAAAAUAUGGAAAUAUUAUAUCCAUAUUAUAAUAACCUUUACGUUGAAAAACACUCCAAAUUAGGGCCAUAUAUUAUUUUAAAUAAUGACUCCUAUUUUUAUAAUCAAAAAUAUUAUAAAAAAAUGAAAAGACAAUUUUAUAAGAGGAUAUGUGAACUCCAAAUAGGUAUAUUAAAAAAAUUACAAAAAAAUAAAUUUCACAUGGAAAAAAAUAUAUCUUAUUAUAUACAAAAUAAUGUAUAUAUAGAAAUGACAAAUGUGGAUAUUAAUUAUUCAAAUAUGAAUUUCUUGGAUGUAUUAAAUCUUUAUAAUAUAUGUGAGAAAGAAAAAAAUGAGCAUUUUUACAAAACGAAAAAAAGUAAAGGCAAACGUCGAACAAACACGUACAUGUAUGUACCUUCCUAUUUUUUAUUUUCUCUACAUAAGAGUUGA
This is a messenger RNA of Plasmodium gaboni, 8766 nucleotides long. RefSeq lists its product as hypothetical. Gene Ontology annotation, biological process: phosphatidylinositol phosphate biosynthetic process. Gene Ontology annotation, cellular component: endosome membrane. Gene Ontology annotation, molecular function: 1-phosphatidylinositol-3-phosphate 5-kinase activity. The record is from RefSeq and is a predicted model, not a curated record. The coding region runs from base 1 to 8766 and encodes 2921 amino acids. Lineage: Eukaryota; Apicomplexa; Aconoidasida; Haemosporida; Plasmodiidae. The transcript has 5 exons.